CUGGACGCGCAGUUAAGCCGGGGCAGUCGGACACAUCACCCCCCGUCUGCGAAACUCCGCAGGGCCUGACCGCCUUCCGAGCAACAGGGACACUCAGUAAUGGACCAGGUUCCUCCGUCCGUGAUGCGCCGCGCGCCAGAUGACAAAAGAGAAAAGGGCUCCAGGGCUGACGCAUCGGCCGACUCCCGCGCAAAAUGGCUCGGCUCGGGUUUUGGGACUGGCCGUGUGGAGUUAACACGCCUGGCCGCGCCUUUCUCUCCGCUCAUCAAUGAUUCAUCGCCCAGGCUUUUCCUGAGCAGGCUGCGAACAUUUGUCGGGUUUACAAAUGGCACUCCAUGGUAAAAUAUCGUCCUGCAUCCAUUGCAUCACCGACUCUCUGCCCCUGUGAUCUCGAACUCUGCUCCCAAAGAGACACUGUGCCUGUCCACGCCGCCAUCAGCUGCAAUUUCGCCCGUUUGAGAAUGCGCUCCCUGAGUCCUCACCAAGGGCGGUUUGUGGCAUGGUCACUUUGGUGCCUGGGAUUCAGCGUGGAGCCUUACGUGUGCACUGUCUGUGGGCCUGUAACAAUCUUCAGGCACACCGCGGGGGCUGUUGGAGCGUUGAUGCGCUGGCUUUCGUCCUGGCCCUCAUCAGCCACGGUCGCAGUCAUUGUAGCCGACUGUGCAGUGCAGCAACAAAAAAGCCACCGCAUAAGUCACCGCCAACAACCGGUCUGUCUUCUUUCCUCCGCUUUGUGCCCGAACCCUCACCCGUCUGGCCCUGCAGUCAUUUCUCAUAAUAACGUUGUGUUGAAGUCUUCUCGUAUUACUAACUGGAGCAGCGUUGAGCAAGGCUGCGCACACCAUUGGUUGUUGGUCAACAGCUUAACAAUCCCAGAUGACAAACCCUUUGAAGCGUGAUGAAUCAUAAUGGUUCUUCCCCGCAUCAUUGUCUCCUGCUUAUGGCGUGGUCAAAAAGGACCGUAACCAGAGUCUCGACCUGAAGUGUCGUCAUACAUCACUGAUCUCUUAGAAAUGAUGUGCGAGCACUUGUACCAUAUCAAUCGCACUGUUUCCGUAUUCCGUGCGGGACUGCAAGCCGACCAACCAUCGAUCGAUCGCAUUCCCCAGCUGUCAACGGAA
This is a messenger RNA of Westerdykella ornata, 1121 nucleotides long. RefSeq lists its product as uncharacterized. The record is from RefSeq and is a predicted model, not a curated record. NCBI's taxonomy places the organism in Eukaryota, Fungi, Ascomycota, Dothideomycetes, Pleosporales, Sporormiaceae. The transcript has a single exon. Bases 336 to 899 code for a protein of 187 amino acids.